GCCAUUCUGUAUGUCAUAACACAUACACAACAAACACAUCACUCGUUAUGUUAUAACAAAUUCAUUGUUUUUAUUGUCAUUUAAAUGUUUUAAUUCAUUAUUAAUUAAUCAAAACAUUAGAAAUUAAUUAAUGUAUUGAUUGUAAUGUGAGCUUAAAGUGAUUGAUAGACAGAAAUGAUAUAAAAAUCCAUUCAAUAGUAUUAUUAAUGACUGAAAUUGUGAACAAAUUUUUAGAUAAUAUUAAUGUUUUUGUAUAUAAUUAGCGCUGAAUUUGUUAACAAUUAUAUGAAUUUAUAUAAAUUGAGUCAAUCUUUAGGUAAUUAUACGUAUUAUAGGCUCAAUAUAUCGUCGAUCGAGAACUACGUUGACAUCGAUGUCUUAAAGUGGUUCAUAUGGCUCUUCACCCCUAUUGUGAUAACAUUUCUUUUGCCGGUUUUGAUAAUAUUGUUGUUGUAUUUGUCGGCUCUUAUAAUCUUCAUAUACAGACACAGACAACGACUGGAUUUGUCUAAAAUCAAAGACGCCAUCGAAAGGAAGCACUAUUGGGACGGAGCUCUUCACGCGGUGGCCGUCCUCUGGGAGGCUCACGGAUACGUAUGGCACGGAUAUGAAGUGAUCGGUUUGGACAACAUUCCC
Messenger RNA from Medioppia subpectinata, 636 nucleotides. NCBI's taxonomy places the organism in Eukaryota, Metazoa, Arthropoda, Arachnida, Sarcoptiformes, Oppiidae. The record is from the annotation of a GenBank genome assembly.